AUGUCUACCAUCUCGAGACGUACGCUAAAAUCGGUACCCGCUCUUCUGUGGUUCCAGGUAGAGCACCUUCUCCAGAGAAACGUUGGGAAAUCGGGAAAGCCUAUAAAUUCUCUCGACGACGAUCCCGGAUAUAGAGAAGCCUUUGAGUUUUCCAAGUUCAUCAUGGAGGAAUCUACGAAGUAUACAAUUGAAGAAAUACAGCAGGUGGGCAACGCGCCAACGCCAGUAACGCCGGAUAUGAAAAAGAUACCGGUAGUUAUACCGAUGGACGUUUGCGGCGAAGCGGCCAAGAAGCUCAUAGAAGUACUGGGCGGGGAAAAGAUAACACGUCAAUUCGUUGGGGGUACUGUUUGGUGGCAGGCACGCAGCAUCGACGGCAUCGACGCUCAAUGGAUCAUAAGAAAUGAUAAAGAAGUUAGAAAGCACAAGAGAUUUCAUUUAUCUAGACGUCUUCAGCCAGAAGCGCCGGAUAGAGUUUCUGAAUACGACCUUGACAUGAACAAAUUGCCUUGCCUACUAUAUUUUCACGGUGGGGGAUAUUUCACGGGAAGCGUGGAUCAAGAGAGGUACGCAAUUGAAGUCAUGGCCCUGAUGCCUGCUAUCCGAAUCUUUGCUGUAUCAUAUCGACUCGCCCCUCAAUACCCUUUCCCUUGUGCAAUUCAAGAUGCUCUGGCAUCAUAUUUAUAUUUGAUCGAUCCUCCGUCCGAUGCGAAGCAUAAUGUUAAUCCGAAGCAACUUAUCAUUUCCGGGGAUUCUGCAGGAGGCGGACUUGCUCUUGCGCUACUUCAGAUCAUCCGCGACCUAGGUCUGCCUAAACCUGCUGGAGGCAUCCUCAUAUCACCUUGGUGUGACCUUACACACUCAUUCCGUAGUAUUCAUUCCAACACAGAGACAGACUUCAUUCCUAAGUAUGGUCUUUCAAUCUACAAGCCCUCUUCCCUAUGGCCACCGCCGCCUGACGAGCAUGUAGUCAAGAUGCACUCAAAGAUACGCUCCCAUGUUAAUCAAACCACAGGCCGGAAAGGACACGCAUCCACUACCAGUCGCAGGAAACGGGACGUUCGGAGUGACUCCACCAAUCGUAGCUCUCCUAAGUCUUCGCAGAAAGCAUCGGCAAAUUCCGUAGAAGAUGGAGACGUAACUGCUACCGCUGCCAGGAAGUCGGGGACGUCGUCAUCACCAAGACGAGGUGGAGGCAAAGAGACAGUGGAUCGUGUGCCGUCAGCAUCCUUUCCAAGGACGGACACAACAAAUGACCAAACGUUGCGUGUUAAGAUGGAGGACGGAGGAGUAAUAGAAGUGAAAGAUCAAAUGCAUCUAUAUGCACCGAACAACCUUCUCAGACAUCCGCUCGUGAGCCCGGCCUUGUCAUACCUCGGCGGGCUCCCUCCACUAUUUGUGUUCGCAGGCGACGGUGAAGUGUUGCGCGACGAAAUCAUUUACACUGCUCAUAAAGCCGCUUAUCCCAAACGCUAUCCUGUACAUCCAGAAGCAAGAAAGUUGUAUCCCAAACUUGAAGGUAUUGAGGAUCACUUCAAACCAACCUGGGUGCAUCUUCAGGUUUAUGACAAUGCACCUCAUGUAUUUCC
This is a messenger RNA of Fomitiporia mediterranea MF3/22, 1589 nucleotides long. RefSeq names its product alpha/beta-hydrolase. The record is from RefSeq and is a predicted model, not a curated record. The annotation marks the transcript as partial. Gene Ontology annotation, molecular function: hydrolase activity. The transcript has 9 exons. Lineage: Eukaryota; Fungi; Basidiomycota; Agaricomycetes; Hymenochaetales; Hymenochaetaceae.